This is a messenger RNA of Adineta ricciae, 1911 nucleotides long. NCBI's taxonomy places the organism in Eukaryota, Metazoa, Rotifera, Eurotatoria, Adinetida, Adinetidae. The record is from the annotation of a GenBank genome assembly.
AUGUCGAACGAAGAUGAUGAAUGCGACUCGUCGAGUUUAUUUGCCGUCGCAAGUCAAUCGGACGUUAGUUCGUUUUUGCAUUCACAAGCUGCCAAAAUAACACGUGUCACGUCGAGUAUCAGUGAUGAUGAAGAUAGUUCCAUGGAUGGUAGUCUUCUUGCACGUUUUACUCAAUUGCCACAAGAAAAGAAGCCCAUCAUUUCCAAUCCGAAUGUUCGCUCGGCACCGCAUAAACCUUAUCUAAGCCGUUCAUGUUUUGCUUCCAUAGCAAGCUCAUCACCUGUGAAAUCUACGCAUGCUCAAAAAUUAGCCGUGGCUGACGAUCUGACAGAAUUGAAAUGGUUGAAUACGUUCAAAUUAAAAGAAUUUAAAGAUGAUUUCAACUCGAACGAGACGAAAGAUAAAGAUUCCAAUGAAACACUUCAGUCAUCAUCGCGGCAAUCUCAACCACAAGAGUCAAUUAAUAAUGAUGAAGAUCGUCUAGCGAAAUUAAUUAGCGAAUUGAAGUCCUACGAUCAUGAAAGUACAAAAAUUACAACGACAUCCUUGGGCAUACUCAUCUUUCUUGCACUCUACUCUAAACGUGACGAAAAACAACUCACAUGGUCUUUGACCAUCAAACAAUUGUACGAAUUUGCCCAACUCAACGCCAAACAAAUCACCAACAAACGCGGAUGGAAGAAUCUGUUGCGACAAGCAUUAUUGACCAUACCAUGUUUUGUAAAAACAAAACGUGACCUGUUGAAAUCUCGUUCACUUUGGACAAUUGAUCCGUAUUAUCGGCCAUUGUUAACGAAAGCUUAUCUCACGAUUCCGCCUUUGCAACCAUCAACAACAAACAAAACGUUGUCGGAAGCUGCAACUAAUCGACAUGAUGAUCAGUUGGAAGGUAAUCGCUCGUCACAAUCGAUUGUCAGUAAUUUUGCACCGAAAGCAACAGUGAAAACCAAAGUGCUUCCAAGACUUUAUGAACGUCUUUGUGAAGAAAAGGCCGAUGAAGAUGGUGAUGAAGCCGAUUCCAGUAAUCUUGGAAAACGCCAUCGAAGUUUAACAUUAGGUCGUAAACGUCCUCGUUCUUCAUCAUCACGUCAACGACCAUCUGGUAAAAACGAUAAUGGAAAACGUCGGUCAUCAACGUCUCCAUGGGCAUCAAAAAUACUCAAACGACACAAAAAUCGACAUCAUCGUUCUUCGGACGUUGAACCGAAAACAUCAACACCAAACAGAGGAGUGAAUGCUGAAGUUCGCUUACCGAUAACAUCGGCAAUUGUGACACCGUGUCCUAGCAUGGAUCACAACUAUCUCAUUCAUUCUGAAAAAGCAAAAAAUUCUGCACAAAAACAAUCUUCCAUUGAACGAACCAAAUCAAGUGGAUCUAUUGAAUACGACGAUCCAUCUUCUGAAGGGACUGAAGAAGACGAAGACGAAGCAGCAGACGACGACGACGACGACGACGAUGAUGAUGAUGAUGAUGAACGUGAUAGUAGUUCGAAUUUACGUUCAGGACGUAAAUCAAUCAUCACAACUCGUGCUCAAGCAGCAGCUCGUAAUCAUUCGAAACACCGUCGAAAGAGUUCACCACCAAAGAAGCGUUUAUCACUUCAAUUACCACCACAUCGUCCAAAUACACGAAUUAAUCGACGAAUCAUUGAACAUGAUCUUAAACUAUUACGUCAAGCGAAUGUGUUGCCACCACUCUCACCUCCAACGAAUCAACAACCACUCGAUCUUUCUUUGGGUCCGAAUCGUUCAUCUUCAUUCGAAGAUACAUAUGAAAAACCGAUUUCAAUCGAGAAUAAAGAAGAAAUUUUGCCGACAAAAGCAGCUCCCAUCGAAGAACGAAUUACGAAUCGAGACCAUCCAAUCUGGGGAGAGAAAGAAAAAUUUGAUCAGGUUCGUUCGUUCGUUUAA